GCUACGCGUUCCCUCCUCUCCAGUCUGGCUUUGUUUACGGGGGCGAGCGGGCGUUGCACCUCGCGACCCGCCAACGCGCACGCGUGACUAAUUUAAAAAUAAAACUUAUAUUCGCCGCUGUACAUCCUGUACUCCUUGACUAAUUCGUCUCGAAACUUACUCCAAGUAACUCCAAUCUAUCACAGUUUAAUUCAAAACUUACUUUUUGGCAAAACGAAAAAGUUUUGAUUCGCAUUCCUUACCAAGUGUUCUAACUUGUGCUGAUUAUUUGUUCGCGUCUUCGUAAAAACAUAAAAAAAUAAGUUUAUAACGCGAUGCAAGCAACUCUGGCCGCAGUGUAAAUAUUUGAAAACCGAACAUACUUAGAUAAAUAAACAAACCUUUUUAGUGCACACGUGUACCUACAAAUUAUGGAUGUGUAUCCGAAUAAUUAAAUCGUAAAAAAGUAAAAAUGGAUUGGCGCGAAAAACUGUUUGGCAAGGUGUUGGUCAAGUGUGAGUCGGGGACUCAGAAUGGUAAAUUCGAGAAUGUAUCGACAUUAGAAGCUUUGUCAGACUGUGUGGAGGAGGGUGAGGGGGCUGUGUGCGGAAUUUACUUUUCUUUCGCGAAUAUCAGUGAUACAAGUGACGAUUUCGGAGUGCGUUUGGAGGAGGUCUACAAACGUGUGCAUCCUCGCUUGAAGGUCGUGCAGGUGGUGUUGUGGGCCCAUGUUGGCACCCCUGAGGGUCUUGCGGAACGGGAGGCGGGAUUCCGUCGCAGUUUGACCGGCAAGUCAUGGUUCGCUGUGCCCUUCCACGAUGUCGAUACAAAGCGCCGUCUCACCCAGAAGUACAGCAUCGCAGUCGGAGUCCCGACGCUGGUGAUUCGUGGCCGCCACGUGAGGGAUGCUCUGCUGGACGACGCGCUGGGGGAGAAGUUCCCCUGGCCCCCACCACCUCUCACCGAAGUCCUGAGGGGGGUGCAGCUCCAGGGAGAUGGGGAAAGCCGCCUCUAUGAACAGCUGCCUGCUGAUGCUGUCAGGGUGUUCUAUUUUGCGGCUCAUUGGUGUCCACCAUGCCGGUCGUUCUCGCCGAGCCUGUGCGCGGCGCUGGCGGCAGUGCGCAAGCGACGCACCAAGUACGCCAACACGCAGCUCAUACUGGUCUCCAGUGACAGGAGCGAACAAUCCUACAAUCGCACAGUGCAAUCAGUUUCCUCAGUGGGAGCCCUCUCGGUGCCCUGGUCAGCCACAGACGCCCGCCUCACCAUGCCAGCAGCCCUGGGCGUCGCCGGUAUACCUGCCCUCGUCAUCACGGACUCCACUGGCAAGAUCCUCACUGCUAAUGGGAGACAGCAUCUAUCUUCCGAUCCACUUGGCUUUAACUUCCCGUGGGCGCAGCGACCAGUGUCGGUGCUGACCGAGCAGGCGUUGUUGAAAAUGGCGCGACACCCAGCUGUUGUACUUUUUAUUGAUGACGAGGAUUCAGAAAUAGAAUUCGCGGAGUCCGUGAUCACACCGUCCGCGGAGUCUUACUACGAGGAGUGCAGCAUACAGUUUCCAGGGUUCUGUCCAUAUCAGAACUCCUCAGAUGAUGAAACUAUGGACUUUGAUUACCCGACUUCAAGACACUCCCGGCUGAAGAAGAAGCCUUUCAAACAUGUGAUGUUCUACAUCGGUAUCGAUGGGACUGAUAGUGCGGACAUGCUAAGAGAACAUAUAGGUCUCGACGACGCUGUUCCCUUACUCACCUCCAUAGACUUUCCUAAACAGCGUAUGGUAACCAUGAAGUAUGGAGAUGAAAUCACCACAGACUCCGUACAGAAUUUUGUCGAUGCCUACCUGAGCGGGAAUGCUGAUUUCAAGCCUUUGAAGCCGUAUAGUGAGAUAGUGACAUUACACGUUUUUGCGCUGUCAAUGUUCUUACGGGUUCGCGUUCCGCGGCGCCUCGGGAAAGAGCCUGUACCAACACUUUUUAGUUUCCAAAAUUUAUAAUUGCCUAAGUUGUAGCUGCGGACAACGUUUAAAGUUGUGCUCAGUUUGUGGCUAUAGGCCAUACGGCACGGGGUGGUUUUUGACUCAUAAGGUACAUGAGACUCAGAAUUAGUGAAAAUAUGUGGGACAUUUCAUUAUUAGUUAAGUGUAUCUCUGCCCAUCCGUUCGUUGAAUAAAAGGUGCUGAUGUUAUAUUAGUGUGAAUACGAAAUAAAGAGCGCGGCGUGUCUCGGACAUGCCGCCCGGCACUGCCGCGCAGAAGGUUUAAACUAGUCGCGCGGCAAAUUUGUGUCCCGCGAAUGCCGCGCGUAGCUGCCGCGCACUUUGCCACGCCGUGUUUGGACACACCUUAAGUAAACCUGGGUCAGCAAGGUAGUCUCGACAUUAGUAACGACAAAAGUUGGUCGCUAAAUCGUAAAAGAGAUUGACUGUCUUCAAAUUGUUUAAAUACUAUCAAUCUCCUUUCAAUUUUCCACUUUAUUCCAAAACAAUAAGUUGGAAAUUUUAUCAAUUGAAUUUUAUUAAUGUCGAGACUACCGGCCCUGAAUGAAAUAGACAUAAUUACAUACAUUAUUGUAUGAUUGUAUUAAUAUUGUUAUAGAUACUAGUUAUAAAUAAUAAUUUUGGCGUUUCAUAAGGUCUACGUUCAAAAAAAUAAUCAUUUUCUAAACUUAAAAACAUUUAACAAAUCUGCUUUCGAUACAGAAUCGUGUAGUUAUUCAUUCAACUUGUAACAUGUUCAGAUUUUUACCGAAUAAAAUAAAAGUAAUAGAUAUUAA
This is a messenger RNA of Spodoptera frugiperda (fall armyworm), 2750 nucleotides long. Its product is annotated as nucleoredoxin-like. The record is from RefSeq and is a predicted model, not a curated record. Bases 452 to 1972 code for a protein of 506 amino acids. Lineage: Eukaryota; Metazoa; Arthropoda; Insecta; Lepidoptera; Noctuidae. The transcript has 6 exons.